This is a messenger RNA of Necator americanus (New World hookworm), 348 nucleotides long. RefSeq lists its product as uncharacterized. The record is from RefSeq and is a predicted model, not a curated record. Bases 1 to 348 code for a protein of 115 amino acids. The transcript has a single exon. NCBI's taxonomy places the organism in Eukaryota, Metazoa, Nematoda, Chromadorea, Rhabditida, Ancylostomatidae.
AUGUGCGGAUCGGAGACAUGGGCAGCACCGUCUACGGUGAUGGAAAGGUUUGAUUGCACUGAAGGGAAGCUGCUUAGGCGGCUGCUUGGCCACUUUUGGCCUGCCAUGGUAUGCCACAACCAAGAUCCUUAUGCAGAAAAUGAUGUGGUAUACCGGCGGAUGACAGGUGAAAGACAUCAACAUCUUGCACCGCCAUCGAAAGUGGCUAAAGUAAAUCGUCUUCGCUUUGUUCAUAUAUUAAGGAAACCGGUAGAUCGCCUUGUUCAACGAGUUCGUCGAGGAGUUUGUCGAAAUCAAGCUGGAAGAGUCCACCUGGCCGGAAGCGGAAGUUCUGGACUGAGGUGGUGA